Messenger RNA from Vitis riparia (riverbank grape), 3035 nucleotides. RefSeq names its product serine/threonine-protein kinase BSK3-like. Bases 974 to 2455 code for a protein of 493 amino acids. The record is from RefSeq and is a predicted model, not a curated record. Gene Ontology annotation, molecular function: ATP binding; protein kinase activity; protein binding. Lineage: Eukaryota; Viridiplantae; Streptophyta; Magnoliopsida; Vitales; Vitaceae. The transcript has 11 exons. Gene Ontology annotation, biological process: protein phosphorylation; brassinosteroid mediated signaling pathway.
GGUACUUACGGAAAGCAAAGCAGAGAAUCAAUUCGGCGCCGUUGGGUAAACACCCAAAAGAAAAUCAUAAUUAAAGGAAGCAAAAUUUCAAAUGAUUACAGGCGAGGGUGUGGGGGCAGACCAGAAUGAUGAAAAAGUCUUCUCUCUCUUUUUCUCAAUUUAUUGCUUCUUUCUCAUUCUCUCCAACCCACAAAACCCCCCUUCUCCCCAUUCCCCAUUCCCAUUGGCGGUGCCUCCAAUUCUUUAAUAAACCCCAAAUAAACCACUUAAUUAAUUAAUAUUCCUCAAUUAUCACUCUCGCAACUACUACUAUUAUUUUUUUUCCAUUAAUAUAAUAUCCAAAUUUUCAAACCACAAUCGUGACAUGUCGGUGAUAAUUGUUCCGCAGAUCUGCUCAGCCCUGAACUGGUCUCCCUCUGUUCUUCAUAAUUAUUCUCUCUCAGUUCAUUUGCCUCGAUGAGGAUCUCCAUUACUCAAUUGGGUUUCCCAAGAAACGUGGUUUUUUUUUUUUUUGUUAAUUCAUAAUUUUUACUCGAUUUGAUUGAAGCGUAUGGUGGGUUUUGUUUAUUUUUGGUUUUUAAGGUUGUGAUGCGAGAAAGGGUGUGUUUUGGUGGAAUCGAGAACUGGGUUUAGAGUUGUCAAUCUGAUUUUUCGAGGGUUUUUUUUUUCUUGAUUUUUGGAGCGGAAAUGUGGAUCUUGAAUAAUCUUUAUCGAGGAAUAUUGGUUUGAUUGAAAGGUUUUUCUUUUUCUUAUUGGCUCAAGUGUCCUCGAUUAGGGUUUUGCGUUUUUUUUUCUUGGGAAUAUUGAUGCGAAAAGUGAGGUGAGUUUGGGUGAAUUUCUGGGUAGUUGUUUUUGGAAUCUGGUUUGGUCCGGUUUUUGUAGUUUCAGCAUCACUCAGUUGGCCCAGGAGUGGAGAAUCGUUCCAAAAGCCUUGAGGAGAUUUUUUCAUUUAGGUUCUGAUCUCCGAUUUGACAUGGGGUGUCAGUGCUCAAAACUCGCACCAUGUUGCUGGGAUUCACAAUUCAAGGGGUCGGUUCUUGAGGCUCCUGAUGUUGAUGCAGAUAAUGGGGAGAAGAGCGAGGUUGAUUACUUGCCUGUAUUCUGUGAAUACACAUUCGAGCAACUUAAGAAUGCCACAUCUGGUUUUGCCGUAGAGAACAUCGUGUCUGAGCAUGGAGAAAAGGCUCCGAACGUUGUGUAUAAAGGGAAGCUAGAGAACCAGAGGAGAAUUGCUGUCAAGCGCUUUAACAGAGUGGCUUGGCCUGAUGCCCGACAAUUCUCGGAAGAAGCAAGAGCAGUUGGUCAGCUCCGCAACCAUAGAUUGGCAAAUUUGCUUGGUUGUUGUUGUGAAGAUAAUGAAAGGUUGCUGGUGGCGGAAUAUAUGCCCAAUGAAACACUUGCAAAACACCUUUUCCAUUGGGAAACUCAACCUAUGAAAUGGGCAAUGCGGUUAAGGGUGGUUCUACAUCUUGCCCAAGCUUUAGAAUAUUGUACAGGCAGAGGGCGUGCCCUUUACCAUGACCUUAAUGCUUAUAGAAUUUUGUUCGAUGAGGAUGGUAAUCCUAGACUCUCUUGCUUUGGCCUGAUGAAAAAUAGUAGGGAUGGAAAAAGUUAUAGUACGAAUCUGGCGUUUACUCCUCCUGAGUAUUUGAGAACUGGAAGAGUAACAGCAGAAAGUGUAAUAUAUAGCUUCGGCACUCUUUUGCUUGACCUGCUCAGUGGAAAGCAUAUCCCUCCCAGCCAUGCCCUUGAUCUGAUACGAGACAGGAAUCUGCAGAUGCUGACAGAUUCCUGCUUGGAAGGACAGUUUACUAAUGAUGAUGGAACUGAGUUAGUACGGUUAGCUUCCCGAUGUUUACAAUAUGAACCUCGAGAACGGCCAAAUCCGAAGUCAUUGGUGGCUGCUUUGACUCCUCUUCAGAAGGAAACCGAGGUUCCUUCUCAUGUAUUAAUGGGGAUUCCGCACAGUGCUUCAUUCUCUCCCCUAUCCCCACUUGGUGAAGCUUGCUCAAGAAUGGACUUGACUGCCAUACAUGAGAUCCUAGAGAGUGUUGGGUACAAAGAUGACGAAGGAAUGACAAAUGAGCUUUCAUUCCAAAUGUGGACUGAUCAAAUGCAGGAGACAUUAAAUUCUAAGAAAAAAGGUGAUGCUGCUUUCCGGCAAAAGGAUUUCAGAGCUGCCAUUGACUGUUAUACACAGUUCAUUGAUGUUGGAACCAUGGUUUCUCCAACGGUUUGUGCACGCCGUAGCUUGUGUUAUCUCAUGAGUGACAUGCCUCAAGAAGCUCUAAACGAUGCAAUGCAAGCCCAAGUCAUUUCCCCAGUAUGGCACAUCGCGUCAUAUCUGCAAGCUGCUGCCCUUACGGGACUUGGAAUGGAAAAUGAAGCACAAGCUGCCCUCAAGGACGGUACCACUCUUGAAGCCCAGAGGAACACCCCUUCUGGACAAAAGUGAAAAGCUUGUGCACGUCUGUAAAUUUCCCUCAUUUUUCUCAUUUGUAUCGCUCCUGGGGAGACAACUGCAUGGCAUGGAUUCAAGGUUUCAACUUCUGGGCAGAUCGACCAAAGCUUCGUUCAUUUCCAUAACAGUCAAAAACGACACUCCAAAUUCUUUUUCAACCAUGAGGUCAAGGGUGUCACAGGUAUGAAGAAUUCUUAGGAAAACAAGAUUUGGAUGGUUGCAGGUUUCGGCCAUUUUUUCUCUGGGCAUAUAGGGUGUCUUUCUGAAAAUUUGUUUUUCCAUUUUCUUGGGUUUGAUCAACUGUGCAUGAAAACGAUACGAACGAUCUUUCAGCCACCUCAAUUGAAGAAUAGUGAGACAACAGAUGGAACGGGGGAGGCAAGAAUUUGUUCACAAGCUUGUAAUUUGUGUACAGAAACUAUUGCCUGGUUUGUUUUUUGGUGAUGUGAAAUUGAGUGUUGCAGACAUCAAAUACUGAUUCAUCCUCUUCUUCUCUCCUACUCUUGCUAUAAUAGCUUGCUGUUAUAAUAGUUGGUGAUUUCCAGAAAUUUUAGCUAGAGAACUGUUUUGAGCA